Molecule: messenger RNA, 411 nt
Organism: Menidia menidia (Atlantic silverside)
Lineage: Eukaryota; Metazoa; Chordata; Actinopteri; Atheriniformes; Atherinopsidae
Source: the annotation of a GenBank genome assembly
AUGGAGCUGUGCGCGUGGGCACCCCGCGCGCAUCGUUGUUUCCUUGUUUGUUUGUUUGUUUGUUUGUUUGUUUGUUUGUUUGUUGCUGUUCGGGACGACAUGUGGGCGCGUGCUGUGCUGUGCUGUGCGCUGCUGUCCGCGCUGUGUCCGGCCGGGAGGACGGAAGCCGAGAGGGGCGAGCGCGAGGUGCAGGACUACCCCUACAACUCCAACAGACUGCUCGGAGCGCUGCAUGAAGUUUUGGAGAAGCUGCAGACAAAGAGGAUCAAUCCCUGGGAGAAGAAGUAUGGACAGGUGCCCUCUUGUGACCUCGGGGAGCACUGCGCCGUCAGGAAGGGGUCUCGCAUCGGGAAGAUGUGCGACUGCCCCCGAGGAGCCUUCUGCAACUUCUUCCUGCUCAAGUGCUUAUGA